GAACACCCUACCAGCCCGCCCUCCGCGGAAGGGAGGAAAGGAUUAUGGCACAGGCUCAAGGUUUGGGGAAGAGGUACAUGAAAGCCUUUUUUAAAGGUUUCUUUGUUGCUGUUCCAGUAACAGUGACUUUCCUGGACAGAGUUGCCUGUGUAGCAAGAGUGGAAGGAGCAUCAAUGCAGCCUUCUUUGAAUCCUGGGGGAAGAGAAGCAUCUGAUGUAGUACUUUUAAACCACUGGAGCAUUCGAAAUUACGAUGUACAACGUGGGGACAUUGUGUCAUUAGUGUCUCCUAGAAACCCUGAACAGAAGAUCAUUAAACGAGUGAUUGCUCUUGAAGGAGACAUUAUCAAAACCAUUGGGUACAAAAAGAAGUAUGUGAAAGUUCCACAUGGGCAUAUUUGGGUAGAAGGUGAUCACCAUGGACACAGCUUUGACAGCAAUGCUUUUGGCCCGGUUUCUCUUGGACUUCUACAUGCUCGAGCUACUCAUAUCCUCUGGCCUCCGCAGCGCUGGCAGAAAUUACAGCCAAUGCUACCUCCAGAGCGCAAACCACUUCAUAGAGAGCAAGAGUGAUCUAAGUGUUUGGUUAGAAAAUA
Dryobates pubescens (Downy woodpecker) is the source of this 595-nucleotide messenger RNA. RefSeq names its product inner mitochondrial membrane peptidase subunit 2 (gene IMMP2L). Gene Ontology annotation, molecular function: serine-type endopeptidase activity. Bases 45 to 572 code for a protein of 175 amino acids. The record is from RefSeq and is a predicted model, not a curated record. Gene Ontology annotation, cellular component: membrane; mitochondrial inner membrane peptidase complex. The transcript has 6 exons. NCBI's taxonomy places the organism in Eukaryota, Metazoa, Chordata, Aves, Piciformes, Picidae. Gene Ontology annotation, biological process: mitochondrial respiratory chain complex assembly.